Molecule: messenger RNA, 1698 nt
Organism: Entamoeba invadens IP1
Lineage: Eukaryota; Evosea; Mastigamoebida; Endamoebidae
Exons: 1
Coding region: 1-1698 (565 amino acids)
Source: RefSeq, a predicted model, not a curated record
AUGCAAAACUUAGACCCCACACUAACUCCAUCGGUGUUAGAGGAAAAAAUUGAAAUGAAGAAAUACAUCGACAGAUUUGGUCUGCCGUGUAGCGAGACACUUGUAUGCGCAUCAAAGUGUUCAUUGAAGACCAAUUUACCCCGUCUAGGCAAAAUCUAUAUCUUUAACCUUCACGUGUGUUUCUGGCCUCAAGUGAUGAAAUCAAAUGCGGAGGUCUGGAAGUUUGAGGACAUCGCUGGGAUCACUUCACAAGGCAAUGUCCUUAAAAUUGUAUUGAUCCGACACGAGGCAAUCACUGUGAGUGGUCUCGAGAACUCCGAGAAAUUCAUCGCAACAGCGACACAACACUGGAACGCAUAUUGCCUUAAAAAUAACAACCAAAUCACUUCAAUAGUUUCUUCUUCGCCCACCCCAGCCACCCAACUCUCCGCGCCCUCCACACCACAUAAAGCGUCUUUCGAUGGCUUUUUGUUAUCAACGGAAUUUCAAACUGGGAAUGAAGCAACAUUGGAAUGCUCCGUAAAAGACUUUUACGAGAAGUUCAUUCGAAAUGAAGCCAAAGAGACUUACAAACAGAUCUUAACAGAGAAAGACAUCUUUGACAUCGCUGUGUCUGACUUUGAAGAGAACGAAAAGUGGGGGUAUCUAAGAAAUGAAGAAUUCUCCGUGCCACUGAAAGGAAUCCCAUUUGGUCCACAAGUCGCAAAGACAGUGACACAAACCGUCUAUUUUUUCGAUGGAGAUGUGCUUUAUUUGGGUUCAACCAAUCAAACGCCCGAAGUCCCAUACGGAGAUACUUUCAGACUGGAAUACAAAAUUUCUGUGACACCGAAAGGAGAGAAGCAAUGUGUCUUCAAAGAGGACUUCGCAGUGUAUUUUAUGAAGAAAACAGUCUUGCGCUCAACAAUCGAAUCACAAGGAGUCUCCAACGCGAAGAAGGACAUCGACACGAUGAUCAGAAUUUAUGGUGAAAAGAUCUCAGGGAAAACAGUUGCUAACGGUGGGGAUAAACAGUUUAUGGCUGACGACGCGCCAGAGCCGAAAUUCUUCAAACAGAGUAAGAUGAAAACAGUGCAUGAGUCAACUCUCCCAUUCACGCAUUUGGACUUCUUUAAAUACUUUUUAUCAGACAAGUCGAAGGAGACGCAGAAGAAGAUGCUUGAGGAGAAAGGAGAGUCUGAUGUGGAGAUAGAAGACUGGGAGAAGGGGGACAAUAGUCAAGUGCGGACUAUCACAACAAUCACUUCGCCAAAUUUGAAUAAACAAAUCACCACAAGAAGUCAGGUACAACAGUUCUAUCAACUCAAGAAGGAGACACUCAUUGUUGGGAGUGUGAUGAACUACUUGGACUUCUCAGAUUACUUCACCGUCGAGACGCGAAUGACUGUGCAAAGUGUUAAUAAGACUGAGUCCACUAUAUGUUUCCAAGGGAAUAUAAUUAUGAAGAAGAAAGGUGAUGAGAAGGAGAAGGACUUAGUCUUAAAGCUUGAGAAAGCGUGUCGAAAGGACGUUCAGAAGUACAUUGAGUUGUUUGAAGAGAUCAAAAAAGAUGAGGAAGCUACACAAAAGGGGUUAGUAAUCAGAGUCUCCAACCAAAUGACAAAGUUGACGUUCAAGGAGCAAAUGAUGGUAUGCCACAACGUGCUCUUGUUGUUGAUUUUUAUCGCGUUGAUGGGGAUAUUCGUUAAAACGCAUUGA